GCACAACUCAAAAUAACCAAGAACGAUGAAUAGUUUAUUAAUCUUCUUGUUGUUUUCUUUAGCAACCAUCCAGAACUCAUCCGAAUCUUGUGACGACAUUUUGGUGACGGAUUUGUCACAACAUGAUUGUAUCGCCAAACAAACGAACACCGACUCCUACUACUACUCGCUGGACGAAACGCAGAGCUGCCUCCCCAGUUGCAAGAAAUACAACCCGGACGGUCACUUCCGCGACAGCUGUUCCAAGCAACGUUGUCCUGCCGGAUACACCUGUUCGAAACGGUGCAACCGCCUCAUAGAGUAUGCAGAGAUCAGUUGCGAGACCAGGGCGGAUUGCACAAAAGCGGGAGCCCUGAGGGCGCAGUGCGUCGACAUGUGCGUCUUAGAUGCAGACACCUGCAUGGCCUACCACGCCAACACCUCAGAUUUCAGAGACAACAAGUUCGGAGCGUUGAAAUUCAAACCGGCUUGCGACAACGAUGGCCAAUGGGACGCCAAGCAAUGCAAAGGCGGAGUGAGCGGCAAAUGCUACUGCUACGAUCCCAAGGGUGAAAAACUGUUCGGGCAGGCUCUGUACCCGAAUGCUGCGGACAUGACGUGCUCGUGCAGCCGAAGGAGAGCCGAACUGCUGGAUUCCGGGCGACCUUUCGUCUCCUUCCACUGCGACAGCAAGGGAAACUUCGAGAAAAUGCAGUGCGACAGUGGUUUGUGUUGGUGUGCGGACCCCAAAACGGGAGAACUGGUCUCGGCCGUAGUACCAGAAAGGGUCAUGCCCAAACUGCCGUGUUACGACACCACCACUUUGGGCAGCCAGUAUCUCAGACAAUGCGACAGCCAUCAGUAUGCCAUCACCAAGAUAACGAAUACCCUGAAAACUCACGGGGUGGUAUACGCAAAUUUCGGAAUGAGGUUGUGCGACGGUGACGGAGCGUAUGGGGCGUAUAAUGUCAGCAACGGUAUAGCGUACUGUACAUGGAGAGACGGUACCACAAUCAACACUUGGCAGAGCGAUUCCAGUACGGAUAUCAGCACUCUGAAUUGCAACUGUGCCAGGGAUUACAAGAUGUACGCCCACCAGUUGCAUUGCACUGGAUCUGGGAACUACGAAUCAGUGCAGAAUUUCAUUUUGAAUAAGCAGAAUUACUUUUAUUGCGUAGACGAUGAUGGCUUCGCCAUCAGUGAUUAUUUCACAACGAGGGUUGAUAAUUGCACGAGUUACUAUUGAAAAAUGAAAUGACCAUUUAAAUGUAUCAGUCCAUUAAAUUGUUGAGACAUACAAAUAAAUCUUAUAUCUGUG
Phaedon cochleariae (mustard beetle) is the source of this 1297-nucleotide messenger RNA. The record is from the annotation of a GenBank genome assembly. NCBI's taxonomy places the organism in Eukaryota, Metazoa, Arthropoda, Insecta, Coleoptera, Chrysomelidae.